Molecule: messenger RNA, 1638 nt
Organism: Suillus plorans
Lineage: Eukaryota; Fungi; Basidiomycota; Agaricomycetes; Boletales; Suillaceae
Product: Aldehyde/histidinol dehydrogenase
Exons: 15
Coding region: 1-1638 (545 amino acids)
Biological process (GO): aldehyde metabolic process
Cellular component (GO): cytoplasm
Molecular function (GO): aldehyde dehydrogenase (NAD+) activity
Source: RefSeq, a predicted model, not a curated record
AUGGCACCUGAAUUAACAUUCACGACGCUCGAAGAAAUCGACGAGAUUUACACCACUCUCAACAAGACCUUCCGGUCAGGCAAAACUAAACCCAUCGCAUUCAGAAAGGUCCAGAUCCUGCAACUAGGUUACCUUCUGCAGGACAACAUUGAACGUUUCAAGGAGGCCUUGGCCGCUGACCUUGGGAGACCUUCGCUAGAAUCUUCAUUCCUCGAGCUUGACUCAACUAUAAGUGACUGCAAGAUCGCUUAUGACCGGGUGGACAAGUGGGCUCGAACCGAAAAGGCACCUUUCAAUAUCAAAUUUGCUGCUUUCCGUCCAGCUAUUCGCAAGGAACCAAAGGGUGUCGUGUUGUCCAUUAGCCCAUUCAACUACCCCGUAUGGCUUGCUCUCGGACCUAUCAUUGGAGCAAUUGCCGCCGGUAACUGUGUCGUCCUCAAACCGUCCGAACUGUCCCCCGCCAUAAGUGGCCUCAUCGCGGAACUAAUUCCAAAGUAUUUGGACAAUGAUGUCGUUCGAGUCGUGUUGGGUGCUGUCCCGGAGACCAACAAGCUCAUGGAAUACCAAUGGGGCCACGUCCUGUACACCGGGAGCGGGCGAGUAGCAAAGCUUAUAGGCGUAGCUGCUGCGAAGACUCUUUCCCCUAUUAGUCUCGAGCUCGGAGGGAAGUCUCCUGUUGUUAUCGACCCUAAAUGUGACUUCAAGAUUGCUGCACGCCGUAUCCUGUGGGGCAAGUGCGCUAAUGCUGGUCAGACCUGCGUCGCACCAGAUUAUGUUCUUGUCCCGCGCUCUUCAGAAGACGCGUUCGUAAAGGCCCUCAAAGAUGCACACGAUGAGUUCUAUCCUUCUGGUGCUACCACCACUCCGGAUAUCUCUCGUAUCAUCAAUCCUGCGCACUUCCAUCGUCUUAAGAAAUUGCUCGACAGCACUUCCGGCACCAUCGUCUUUGGCGGGCAGACCGAUGAGUCACGAAAAUUUAUAGCCCCUACCGUGGUCAAGGGUGUCAAAGAUGAAGAUUCACUAAUGAGCGAAGAACUAUUCGGGCCGAUCCUGCCUGUUAUGCCUGUGGAUGAUGUCGAUGCAGCAAUUGCAUACAUCAAUGCUCACGAUCAUCCGCUCGCUUUGUACUGUUUCUCGCCCGAUGCAGCCUUCAAAAACAAGGUGUUUGACAAUACUCAGAGUGGCUCAGCCAUUGCCAAUGAUGUGAUGAUACACUGCGCUACUGAUGGAUUGCCAUUCGGGGGUAUUGGCCCCAGCGGAUCUGGGUAUCACACACGAACUUUCUCCUUCGACAUGUUCACGCACCUACGCGCCUCUCUUGACUCCCCUGGAUGGGUUGACAAUAUCAUAGGAGGAAGGUUUCCCCCUUACAGCCCCGGGAAAUUAGCGUCCCUCAAACGUUUCCGCGUAAAACUCCCGCCCCGUCCCAUUUCGGCAAAUGGCCAUGUACGUAGUUACAAUAUUUUGCACUUGGAGCUUGGCUUAUUGAACAGGCCCUUUAAGCAGUUAAUCGAACAGAGGCGCAACACCAAAUGGCUCUUCUUGUUGGUCAGUCUGGCAGUUGUCGGUGUUGGUUACACACGUACUGCAGAUGUUGGUGAGUGGGUGAGGUGGUUGAAGGGGUUGAUCAAGGUAUAG